AUGUCGUCUUCCGAAGGGGCCCCGGAGUCAUGGAUCUCGUCGUUUUGCUCGCUCAUGGGUCAUGAGUACUUUGCUGAGGUGUCAGAGGACUUUAUCGAGGACGAUUUCAACUUGACCGGCUUGCAAUCUCAGGUCCCCAUGUACAAAGAAGCUUUGGAAAUGAUUCUUGAUGUUGAGCCUGAAGAUGAUGAGGAUGAGGAAGAGGAAGAGGAGGAAGAGGAGGACGAGGACGAAAUACUAGGUGACGAGAAACCUAUCGGGUAUCGCAGAGCCGGUGACCGAAGACAUAUGCGGGUGGCUAGUGAUCUCAGUAUGAUAGAGAGCUCGGCCGAAUUGUUGUACGGGUUAAUUCACCAACGAUACAUCACAUCGCGAACUGGCAUUCAGCAGAUGCUAGAAAAAUAUGAAGUUCACCAUUUCGGAGUCUGUCCGCGAGUCAAUUGCCACGGAUGCAAAGUUCUCCCCGUUGGCCGCACCGAUACUCCCGGUCAGGAGACGGUCAAAUUAUUUUGCCCUAGCUGUUACGACAUCUAUACGCCGCCAAACAGUAGAUUUCAAUCAGUGGAUGGGGCGUUCUUCGGCACGACAUUUGGGUGUUUGUUCUUCAUGACCUUUCCAGAGUUCGAUAUAGGAGGAAAUAGAGCAGAAAGUGUUCUGUCACCAGCUUCACUUAGUGCCGGUAAUACCUCCAAUAAUCGAUUCCGAUCAUCUUGUUUCAAUAACACGUCAGUUGCGCUAACAUCAGCCUCCCCAACUAUAGAACAACCAUUGACACACCAACCGGCUCAAAUAAAUGGGCUAUUGACAUCUAAUUUUGCGCCUGGUUUAGGAUAUAACAAAAUCUAUGAGCCUCGCAUUUAUGGGUUUCGAGUUUCAGAACGUGCCAAGUCUGGUCCGCGAAUGCAGUGGCUACGCAUGAAGCCGAGGGAUAUUAACGAACUUGAUGAAUCAGCGAUAUACCAAGCUAAUCACGGGGUUGAUGAGGAGGGGGGAUCUGACGACGGUGAUACUGAAAUGGGGCUAGCAGCAGCAUCUCAGCAGUCAGCGAUUGGCAUGAGGAGAAAAGCGCCUAUGAGAAAACGCAGACAUCUCCCUCCUGGCCAUACGGAUCAAUUGUCGACUAAGAAUGGAGAAGGUGGUUGA
This is a messenger RNA of Talaromyces atroroseus, 1143 nucleotides long. RefSeq names its product Casein kinase II subunit beta-1. The transcript has a single exon. The record is from RefSeq and is a predicted model, not a curated record. Gene Ontology annotation, cellular component: cytoplasm; protein kinase CK2 complex. Bases 1 to 1143 code for a protein of 380 amino acids. NCBI's taxonomy places the organism in Eukaryota, Fungi, Ascomycota, Eurotiomycetes, Eurotiales, Trichocomaceae. Gene Ontology annotation, molecular function: protein kinase regulator activity.